AUGGCGCAAGGAAAAGUGCACGGUGGAUAGUGAGUGGCAGAAGGGUAAAAGGCAUGGCAUGACAAGCUAACACAUUCUUGAGACGCGCUCGCAACCUUUUUGCAGCUUCACCAGCUGGAGUAUAUACGGCAGAGGGUGAGCUAUUCGAAAUGCUUUGAGAAUGUGUAUAAGCAGCUCCGAGAUGCAUCGCUUACAUGCGCUCUGCCAAACUCGCGCAACAGCUACAAGCCCAAUGCCUUGCCUACCCAGCACCUCACACACAUCUUUUACGCCUUUGCUGACAUCAAGACGGACAGCGGCACCGUCUUCCUCACAGAUCCAUGGGCAGAUGUACAAAUACCUCACGACUCUCCUGCUAGCGACUCAGACCUGCGAGGCAACCUGGGCGCUCUGUUGAAGCACAAGCGCGCAGAUCGGACCACAAAGGUCAUCCUAUCAGUCGGAGGUUGGUCCUUCAGCUCCCACUUUGCUCCCGUCGCAAGCGACCCGCGAAAACGUGCAGAAUGCGUACGAAGCGCUGUCGAGCUGCUCGAGGAUCACGCUUUUGAUGGUUUGGAUUGGGAUUGGGAGUUUCCCGACAAUCCUCAACAGGCAGCAGAUUACGUCUCCCUGUUGCGCGAAGUCAGAUAUGCUUUGGAAAAUCAUGCACAGCGCAAGAAUGAGCCUCGCUAUCUGCUCACUGUCGCCGCACCGGCAGGCGAAGAGAAGCUGCAAGUCUUGCGAUCGCAGGAAAUGGACCGUGAGUGGCGAGGCUAGCAUACAUCCUCAGACUACAGCUGCUGACGAGGUUGUCGCAAUGAAUGCAGAGGUGCUGGACUAUUGGAACGUCAUGACGUACGACUUUGCCGGCUCGUGGGAUGAGCGCGCCGGUCAUCAAGUGAGCACAGUCGAACGAAUCGCGUGAUCGAGAUUCAGCCGCGGCUCUGACACCGAAGAUGCACUCUCAGGCUACUCUCAGAGGUCCGGCACCAAGUUGCGAAGCCACAGUGGCUACGUUUGGUCGCUUUGGCGUGCCGCCUCACAAGCUGGUCCUCGGUAUACCGCUGUAUGGUCGGGUGAGUAUGCUUGCCUACUCGGCGUUACAUUCUCGUAAUCUCAUCGAGUCUCUUCACCACAUGUGGCGAAAAAGUCAUUCUUGAAAUGCGGAGGUCCUGGGUCGUCUUUCAAAGGCGUUGGGAAGGGCACGCACGAAGCUGGCCUGUACGACUAUAGAGCCUUGCCUCUGCCAGGUGCGCACGAAGAGCUUCAUCCUUGCGAAGCUGCGAGCUGCAGGACCUCCGAUGGUGAAUGGGUCACGUAUGACACUCCAUUCACUGCCAGGGACAAAGCAGGAUAUGUCAAGUGGGCCGGACUCGCUGGCGCGUUCUACUGGGAUCUCAGCGGCGAUGCCGAGGGUCAGCGCGCCAUCGUUCCUGCCGUGGCUCAAGAGGUGAGUAAGGCACGCCGGUGCGUGCGGUGAGUAGAAAGACCGCCAAGUUGUAGUGUGGACAGACCUUUCCGCUGUGCCAUACGUGACUGACUCUCGCUUCCGCGAAAUGCAGCUUGGUCAACUCGACCAGACUCCGAAUCACCUCUCUUACAACUGGAGCAAGUAUGCCAACGUUCGGGAAGGCCGUCCCUGA
Molecule: messenger RNA, 1622 nt
Organism: Ceraceosorus bombacis
Lineage: Eukaryota; Fungi; Basidiomycota; Exobasidiomycetes; Ceraceosorales; Ceraceosoraceae
Source: the annotation of a GenBank genome assembly